AUGAUGGAGCAUAAAGGGAGCUGCGUCUCUCUUGAUCAAAGCAGCCUUAGGGGUUUGACACAAAAACGACAGAAGAUUGAUGUGCCUCUCUCUUCCAAGGAAAAGAAAGAGAAGGUUAGCGAACGAAUUUCAGCUCUUCAACAACUUGUCUCACCCUAUGGAAAGACAGAUACAGCAUCGGUUCUUCUAGAGGCAAUGGAAUACAUAAGAUUCCUUCAAGAGCAAGUCAAGGUAUUGAGUGCACCGUACUUGUACAGUACACCAACGACUAAUACACAGGAAGUCGAGCCUCUUGACCUUAAAAGCAAAGGCUUAUGUCUCGUGCCAAUUUCGUUUACUGAUGGAGUUGCCAGUAGCAACGGCGCCGAUAUUUGGGCCCCGAUAAAGACAAGUUCCCCGAAUUCAAGAAGACCGAUAUCAGACGAAGCUUCAGUGUUAACUUACAGCUGA
Molecule: messenger RNA, 450 nt
Organism: Fraxinus pennsylvanica
Lineage: Eukaryota; Viridiplantae; Streptophyta; Magnoliopsida; Lamiales; Oleaceae
Source: the annotation of a GenBank genome assembly